Molecule: messenger RNA, 1560 nt
Organism: Nicrophorus vespilloides
Lineage: Eukaryota; Metazoa; Arthropoda; Insecta; Coleoptera; Silphidae
Product: isovaleryl-CoA dehydrogenase, mitochondrial
Exons: 4
Coding region: 156-1415 (419 amino acids)
Biological process (GO): L-leucine catabolic process
Cellular component (GO): mitochondrion
Molecular function (GO): 3-methylbutanoyl-CoA dehydrogenase activity; flavin adenine dinucleotide binding
Source: RefSeq, a predicted model, not a curated record
GUGUGUAUACUUUUGAGGUCACGAGUGUUUGUGGCCGAGUAUGUAUAGAAUUCUGGCGAUGAUAAUUUUGUCCUAAGCAAUAAGGGGAAUAGUUACGAUCGCAAAGUCGGCUCGAAAGGUUGCAUACGAUUAUCUUUUUUUUUUGUUCUUCGAACAUGGCUUUGAGGUUAUCUAGAAGGAUUUUGGAAAAUGUGAGGAGGAGGGUUACUUCAUUGGGAUGCCGACCCAUGUCCCAGUACUACCCCAUCGAUGAGAAUGUCUUCGGUCUCACCGAUGACCAAAUCCAGCUCAGGGAAACCGUAUUCAACUUCGCGCAAAAAGAAUUGGCACCGCACGCGAAUGAUAUCGACAAGAAGAACAACUUUGCCGACAUCCGCGAAUUCUGGAAGAAAUUGGGAAACCUCGGUAUACUCGGUGUAACAGUAAAAUCGGAAUAUGGGGGUUUGGGGGGAACAUACCUGGACCACGUGAUUAUUAUGGAAGAGCUAUCGAGGGCAUGUUCAGCUAUCGCUCUUAGCUACGGCGCUCACUCGAAUCUCUGCAUAAAUCAGAUCUACAGAAACGGCAACGAAGAACAGAAGAAAAAAUAUCUGCCGAAAUUGGUGAACGGCGAGCAUAUCGGCGCUCUUGCCAUGUCUGAGCCGGGGUCCGGUUCGGAUGUGGUGUCGAUGAAGCUGCGCGCCGAAAAGAAAGGUGAUUACUACGUGCUGAACGGCAACAAGUUCUGGAUCACCAACGGCCCGGAUGCUGACGUCCUUGUGGUAUAUGCCAAAACUAGUCCAGAGUUGAACCAGCGCGGCAUCACCACUUUCUUGGUGGAGAAAGGCUUCGAAGGAUUUUCGACCGCGCAAAAGUUGGAUAAAUUGGGAAUGCGCGGUUCGAACACAUGCGAACUCAUCUUUGAGGAGUGCAAAGUCCCAGCGGAGAACGUGAUGGGCGGCGUAAAUAAAGGUGUUUACGUAUUGAUGUCUGGAUUAGAUUACGAGCGGUUGGUGCUUGCAGCCGGACCAGUUGGUUUAAUGCAGGCCUGCUGCGACAUCGCAUUUAAUUACGCUCACCAGAGGAAGCAGUUUGGACAACCAAUUGGAGAGUUCCAACUGCUGCAAGGAAAAAUGGCCGAUAUGUAUACCACCCUCAGCGCUUGCCGCAGUUACCUGUACAGCGUGGCAAGGGCCUGCGAGAAGAGCAAUGCGAAUAGCAAGGAUUGCGCCGGAGUCAUCCUAUACUGCGCCGAGAAAGCUACCCAGGUCGCACUUGAUGCCAUCCAAAUACUAGGUGGUAACGGCUACAUCAACGAUUAUUCAACCGGACGACUCCUGAGGGACGCCAAACUCUACGAGAUUGGAGCCGGCACCUCCGAAGUCAGGAGACUCCUCAUCGGCAGAACCUUGAACAAAGAGUACAAACAACUGUGAAGAAAUUUAAUAUAAUAAUGUUAACUAUUUACCUUAUAUACAAACACCCAUUACUAUGCAUUUUGUUUAAUUACUAAUUCAAAAUAGUAGUUAUAGGCAGUGUUGCCUUUAACUGUUCAUGGAACAAAUAUACAAAGAGUAUUCA